This is a messenger RNA of Paramecium tetraurelia, 1620 nucleotides long. RefSeq lists its product as uncharacterized. The transcript has 4 exons. Gene Ontology annotation, cellular component: endoplasmic reticulum. The record is from RefSeq and is a predicted model, not a curated record. Lineage: Eukaryota; Ciliophora; Oligohymenophorea; Peniculida; Parameciidae. Gene Ontology annotation, molecular function: acyltransferase activity.
AUGGGAAAAAAUUUCAAUAUCUCCAAAUAGCUGGUUUAUAUCCUGAUAUCAACUGCUGUCGUUGGAGAAAUAGCCUCCAUUAUUAGAUUCUGCUUCAUUUCUAAAAGCUAACCCGUUGUUGGAACUUCUGAAGGUAAUUUAAAAUAAUUCUAAAUAGGAUGGUUUGGCAUUAUGAAAGACACUUCCGAUCAUUAAUGGAACGCUUAUCAGUAGAAUCUUUAAACGAUCCUUCUUUUUUAAUUUUUUUGUCUGUUAGGAUCAUUUUUAAUUAAAAAAAUCUCGAAUAAUCAAACUUAACUUAAAAAUCUAUAAUACUUCAACAUCACAAUAGGUUUGAUUUUCAGUUUUGUGGCAAUGAGUUUUGGAGUUAUCUUCUAAUUUGCAGUUUUGAUGAUUUUCUAUAUUUUACAAAAGUAUUUAAUUAAUUUUAAAUACUUUGUUUUAUCCCUAUGGGCAUUUGUUAUGGUAUUUUUGUAUCUCAACGAAACACUUAAUGGAUUCAAUUAAAAAAUGAUUUCUCCUCACUUAGAAAUACUUGAUUAAAUCUAAGAGGAAUAAUAAUAAAUUUAAUGGCACCGUCUCUUCAACUUAGUUUUAUUGAGAAUCAUAAGUUUUUCCCUUGAUCACUAUUGGGCAGUCUAAGAAACAAGAGAGUAUUAUAUUUAAUCGAAUUUAGAAAUUAAAUUAAAUCAAUACCACCCAAGACUUCUGGAUAAGAGUAUCGAGACUUAGUAAAGUAAAACUAGGAUAUAUCUGAAUACAAUUUUCUUGGGUACCUUGCAUACAUAUAUUAUACUCCUUUAUUUAUUACAGGACCUACGAUUACAUUUAAUGCAUUCAACGCUUAAUUAAAAUAGAGAAGUAAUUUAUUAUGUACUUCGUGUGUAUGUAUUGAAUUUGUUAACAUUUGAAAUAUUUCUGCACAUCUGUUAUCCUAAUGCUAUAUCAAAUAUAAAAGAGAAUGCUCAUAUUUGGUAAUCUUUAUCAUUUUAUGAUUUUCAUGUUAUGUCAUUUGUUAAUUUAAUUUUCAUAUGGUAUAAAUUUAUGAUUAUCUGGCGAAUAUCGAGAGCCUGGGCUUUGAUUGACGGGAUAGAAGUACCUGAGAAUAUGAGCAGAUGCAUCUAUAAUAAUUACAACUUUAGUGGAUUUUGGAGAUCAUGGCAUAGAAGCUUUAACUAAUGGUUAAUUCGAUACUUGUAUAUACCUUUGGGCGGUUCACAUUACAAAGCAUUAAACAUUUGGGUUGUUUUCUUGUUUGUUGCAUUCUGGCAUGAUUUCAAGAGUGAUUUAUUCUUUUGGGCCUUUAUCAUUUGCUUGGCCUUAUUACCAGAGAUGGCUGCAAUGUACUUUUUUAACAGAGAACAAUAUUAUAAAUUUUGGUGGUUCAAAUAUUUAACUGCAAUAGCGGCAGGAUUCUAGAUUGAAGUCAUGAGUCUAGCAAAUUUUAUUGGAUUUGGGUAAGGAAAAGAUUGUCUGAAUCAUAUUUAUUAAAAAUAUUUCAAUUUAGAUUGUAUGAUCAUUUUUAUCUUGGUGGCCAUUUUUAGAAACGGUAGUGGUGUUAUUUUAGGAUUGUACGUUAGAUAAAAAGAAGAAGAAACAUAAAAAGUUAAGAAAUAUUGA